Molecule: messenger RNA, 1309 nt
Organism: Drosophila innubila
Lineage: Eukaryota; Metazoa; Arthropoda; Insecta; Diptera; Drosophilidae
Product: putative trypsin-6
Exons: 3
Coding region: 79-1134 (351 amino acids)
Biological process (GO): proteolysis
Molecular function (GO): serine-type endopeptidase activity
Source: RefSeq, a predicted model, not a curated record
GAUACCUACAAAAAGUGUUUGGAGGAUUUUUAAAAUCAUUAAAUUCACACGUUUUCACUCAAAACACAAAUUAACAAAAUGUAUCCCUCAAAAUUUGUGGUUUAUUUAUUGUUGUUGGUACAACAACUGCUGGCCCGGAACUUCAGCAAAGCCGAGGAAGAAUUUGAGGAUCUUGAACCAUCGAAAGAUAACUACGCGAGGCGUUCAGUCAGAAACGUGGAAAUGAUAGAUGCUCUACAGCUUCAAAGUGAAACUGUUCAAUUAAAUAAGAAAAAAGUCCACAGGAGCCGCAACUCCAACUCUAACUUCAACACGAGCGUGAGCAAUAUCAAUGAUGAUGAUGAUUUCCGAUUUCUGGUUACCGGCGGUUACCGUCCCGAGAAUAAUGCUCUCGUCAAAUACGUUGUAUCGAUCCGGACAGUCAAUGAACGUAAGUUCUUUGGCGACAAUCAUUUCUGUGGCGGAGCAAUAAUCUCAUCCAAAUCGAUUUUGACGGCAGCUCAUUGCCUAUAUAUAGGUGGGCAGAAAUUGAAAGCUAACCGAAUCAAGAUUGUUGCUGGCACCCCUCGUCGACUAAUGCAGACAAAGAAUACGCAAGAAAUAUUGGUGGAGAGCAUAAAGCCGCAUCCCAAAUACUCUCAAACGCAUCUCACCAAUGACAUUGGAAUUAUAAAGCUAAAAGAGCCGAUACGGAUAAACGCAGAUUUUGCUACUAUUGUCCCAAUUAAUGAUCGGGAUCCAAAGGCUGGACAGCUAUGUACAGUCGUAGGAUGGGGUACAGUAAUUCAAUACGGUCCCACGCCUGAUGAGGUGGUCAACGGCGAUGUGACUAUUAAUACGAACACGUAUUGCUCAAAUAUAAAUGGCUUUAAAAAGGGUAUGCUGUGUGCCUCCAAUGCCAACGAUUACGAGGUCGACAGCUGUCAGGGUGACUCGGGAGGACCCCUUAUAUGCGACAAUAAGGUGGUGGGGAUUGUCUCCUUCGGGAAUGGCUGUGGCGAACCCGAUUCGGCUGGCGUCUAUACCGAUGUCUACUAUUUUCGAGAUUGGAUUGGCCGAAAUUCCGUAUGCCGCCUUACAAUCAACUAUCCAUGCUAUAAACUACUACUGAUUUCACUGGUGGUACUUCAUUGAAUGAUUUCUUUAUAAAAUUGUUCUAAUUUUACUAUCUAAAUGUCUGGACACAUAGCUUUAGUUGAAGCACCUUAAAUUAAUAUUAUUACAUAACUUUUCCAAAACUGAUAUUUCCCACUUCUUAUAUAUACACAAUAUUACCAUCAACAGUAAUAAAGGAAUACAUAUAACCAAA